Messenger RNA from Stomoxys calcitrans (stable fly), 1077 nucleotides. RefSeq names its product AP-1 complex subunit sigma-2 (gene AP-1sigma). NCBI's taxonomy places the organism in Eukaryota, Metazoa, Arthropoda, Insecta, Diptera, Muscidae. The coding region runs from base 147 to 620 and encodes 157 amino acids. The transcript has 5 exons. Gene Ontology annotation, molecular function: clathrin-cargo adaptor activity. The record is from RefSeq and is a predicted model, not a curated record. Gene Ontology annotation, biological process: vesicle-mediated transport; intracellular protein transport. Gene Ontology annotation, cellular component: membrane coat; AP-1 adaptor complex; intracellular membrane-bounded organelle.
UCGAUUAGUCGAAUAUCGACUUUUGGAUCCCUGUCAGCAGCCAGAAAGAACUUUUUCACAAUUCCGAUGAAAUUUACAUACAAUUUAUAGAAAAAAGUUAAAUUAUUUCAAUACAACAGCAGCAGAAGACUAAUUUUCUUAUAAAAAUGAUGCUCUUUAUGCUAUUGUUUAGCCGUCAAGGCAAAUUGCGACUACAGAAAUGGUACAAUGCCUAUCCGGACAAAGUGAAGAAGAAGAUUACCCGUGAAUUGGUCACAACAAUUUUGGCCCGCAAACCCAAAAUGUGUUCAUUUCUGGAAUGGAAAGAUUGCAAGAUUGUCUACAAGCGUUAUGCCAGUUUGUAUUUCUGUUGCGCUAUUGAACAGAAUGAUAAUGAAUUGUUAACAUUGGAAAUUAUACAUCGUUAUGUGGAAUUGUUGGAUAAAUACUUUGGUAGUGUCUGCGAAUUGGAUAUCAUUUUUAACUUUGAAAAAGCCUAUUUUAUACUAGACGAACUGUUGAUCGGUGGUGAAAUACAGGAGACAUCCAAAAAGAAUGUCUUAAAGGCAAUUGCAUCGCAGGAUCUACUGCAAGAGGAUGAAACUCCACAAGGAUUCUUCGAUGAUCAUGGUCUGGGAUAAGAGAUUUAAAGUCGAUGUUACUUUACUUUGUGGUGGUGUAUAACAAAACAUAAUCAAAUGCUGUCCUUAAUCAUAUAUUCCACAAAUAAAAACUACAUUUCCCAUAAAAAAGAAAACAAAAGAUAAAAAUAAGCAAAACAAAAAUAAAGACAAAAUAUUUUUGAAGAUUUUUUUUCCCCGAUUCUAUUUUGAAAACAUUUAUCAAGGUGUGCUUUUAUACAGACUAUUUAUAUAUAUAUAGAAAUAUAUCUAAUAAAUCUAUACCCUCCGCCCCAUAUUCUUAGCGAUAUGCAUAUGCAUAUUGGAUAAAAUGAAUUAUCAUUUUAUCUAAGAUGAUCGCUAUAUCAAUUCAAUCUAAAUGAUGUUAUAUGUACCAUAUAUAUAAGUAUGUGUUUGUAUUUGUGUAGUAUUAUUAUUAUUAUAAUUAUCAAAAAACAAAAAAAAAAAAAACACAAAA